AUGGCGGUCGCAGAUGGGUUCGAAAAGAAUUCCUCCGGACACCGCGCCUACCGCGUUGGGAUAGAUGCUUCUAUAUGGUUCAAGCAUUCAACUUUCAGUAAAGGCGGAGAAAAUCAUGAGCUUCGAACUCUGUUUUUCAAGAUCAUCUACCUUCUCAAGAUGCCAAUCCUCCCUCUCAUUGUCUUCGACGGACGACAUCGCCCAAAAGAAAAACGUGGUAGUCGUAUGGGCAAAUCCGGCUCUCACAAUUUAUCCCGCCCUUUCAAAGAACUACUCGACGCUUUUGGCGUUGAGUGGAGAGAGGCUCCAGGAGAGGCAGAAGCAGAGCUAGGACACCUCAACAAUCUGGGGAUCAUCGAUGCGAUUAUGAGUGACGAUUGCGACUCCUUUAUUUUCGGUGCAAAGGUUGUCAUCAAGAACAAGUCGAAGGAGCUCUCCGGCAAUGCUAGCAAUCCUGCAGUGAAUGCAGCGGGCAAAGUGGACAAGCACCACACGAUGGUAUACCGCAUUGAAGACAUACAGAAUGACCCGGAUAUUGGGUUAAAGCGAGGAGGGUUAGUUCUUUUUGCCCUUCUUUGUGGAGGCGACUAUGAUCAGAAGGGCGUCAGAAAUAUCGGCAAGGUCGCAGCGCUCGCGCUCGCUCGGUGCGGCUUUGGGGAGAAACUACUGGCCGCCUACCAGACGAAAUCCCCCGCUGAAUUCCAGCGUUUCCUUCAUCAAUGGCGUUCGGAAGUCAACACUGAGUUGAUGACGAACUCGAGGGGAUUUUUAUCCCGGAGGAUGCAAAAUGCUUCCCUCCCACCGGACUUUCCGGCGUUGACCACUCUAGAGAAGUAUGCGAACCCCAAGAUUAGCUCCAACGGAGGAAGUGGACCUGUUACCAGCGGUAUGCGAGACCGCGGUGAUGUCGAUCUCGCUGCCUUGGCGGCCUUUUGCGAGAAAUACUUCGAGUGGGCGACCAAGGAUGGCAUCUUGGAGAAGUUCAGGAACAACGUCUGGCCCGUCGCUGCGAUGCACGUCUUGCGAAGAUCGGCAUUAGCCGCAGAUCGGAAGGCGCGAGCAGGAGGAUGCGGGGCUCCCAUAGGAACCCCUCCCUCCCUCAUCAUUGCUCACCUUGGUCAGAAGAAGAAGCAUCGGGACACCAGGUUAGAUGCCCUCGACGACGUCUUCCAUCAUCGAGCACCGCAUCAAUCCCAACCCACGGAAUAUAGGCCAAACGAGCCCGAUCCCAAUCCCUUGUUUUCCCAAAUCACCAACGCCCGCGUACAUGCAGAGACCGACGGUCUCCUCGAAUACAAGGUUGAGAUUUGUCCGACCCAGCUGGUCAACUUGACCCUUGCGGGAGUCAAAGGGACCAGGGCAGAACCAGAGUCCAACAGAACACGACCGCCCAAGCCUCCAGCACCGCCCCAUAGCAAACACGCAUUCUUGGUUUGUGGGACUGUCCUUGCGGCAGUGCACCCCCAAUUGGUCGAGGAAUACAAGGAAAAGCAGCGGAACAAAGCCAAAAAGAAACCUGGAAGGCGGAGGAAGGAGCCUGGAGGGCAGACGUCCGACUUCGAUGACGGUAUUAUCGAUCGCCCGCCUGAAGCGUCAACCUCAGUGUCAGCCUUUCCAGAGGCCAAUACCUCUGGCAAGUCCAACAGUGCCGAGAAGGGGAAUCGGCAGCACCCCUCGCUCACCCAGGUCCGCGCUGAUGACCUCCGCUUCGAUCCAGAUCCCCCCAAUCGAAGAACUGGUUUUCUGGCGACCUUCCGAGACCCCGGUCUAAAUGGAGACGAGGACGAACAAAGUGAUGAUGAAAUGGAACCCUUUGCAGACAAGGAGUCUCCUGCUGAUGACGAACUCGCGCAAUCCCCCAGACUCGCGGCUAUAUGGGACCAAAUCCUCGACAAUCCAGUUCGCCUAUGCGCCAAGAGUAAAGGCAAGCGGAAGGCCACAGAUUCACCAGUUCGACGCCAGGAAAAGAGACAGCGGUCUGUUGGUGCUUUGUCUCAGCCUCGCCAUCGCACCAGCCCACCAGUAGUAACCAGCGGCCAGACCCACUCCAGACCGAAGGUUUCGCAAUCAAGCAGCCGCCGCCGGGAGGACAGUGACUCGGAGAUUGAGGUCACCAGCCCCAGACCUAUUCCUUCUUUCAAGGAUGCGGGACGUGUUUCCCGAAGGGAGAGCCCUGCGCCGAUGCCCCCGAGCAGCCAGUACAGUAUCUAUGGCGGGGAGCUCCCAGAGUUGUCGGAUUCCGACGAGGAGGGUUUGUUUUCGCAAAUCCCACUUGCAUCUGCCUCUUCCCGGAUGAACACUGGUCAUCCACCGCGAAGGCAGGUGCUUGACGAGGUCAUAGACCUCACUUAA
Molecule: messenger RNA, 2352 nt
Organism: Coprinopsis cinerea okayama7#130
Lineage: Eukaryota; Fungi; Basidiomycota; Agaricomycetes; Agaricales; Psathyrellaceae
Exons: 7
Coding region: 1-2352 (783 amino acids)
Molecular function (GO): crossover junction DNA endonuclease activity; 5'-flap endonuclease activity
Source: RefSeq, a predicted model, not a curated record